AUGUCUGCAGAAACCGCAAAAAAAAUCGAUAACCUUAUCGAAAGCAACAAGGUGUUUGUUGCCUCAAAGACUUACUGCCCAUAUUGUAGGGCCACAAAACAGUUCUUCUCCACUGUGUACCCCGAGGCUUACGUAAUUGAGCUUGACGAGAUAUCCGAUGGAAGUGAUAUUCAGGAUUAUCUAUACCAGAAAACAGGCCAGAGAACAGUUCCAAAUGUUUUCAUCAAUGGAAAACACAUUGGUGGAAACUCGGACGUUCAGGCUUUAGGCAAGGAUAAGGUCAAGAAGCUCAUUGAAGCCAAACUAUGA
This is a messenger RNA of Brettanomyces bruxellensis, 309 nucleotides long. RefSeq lists its product as uncharacterized. The record is from RefSeq and is a predicted model, not a curated record. Lineage: Eukaryota; Fungi; Ascomycota; Pichiomycetes; Pichiales; Pichiaceae. The coding region runs from base 1 to 309 and encodes 102 amino acids. Gene Ontology annotation, molecular function: glutathione disulfide oxidoreductase activity. Gene Ontology annotation, cellular component: nucleus; cytoplasm. The transcript has a single exon. Gene Ontology annotation, biological process: cellular response to oxidative stress.